GCAUAGAGCCUCUCUUAGUUGACAAGCUUAAAGAAAUAUAUUAAGAUUUUUUUCCAACCCUCUCUUUUUUUGACCCCUGGGAUGGAGUUCAGGAUGAAUGUUUCUUUUCGACCAGAAGAAAGAUAUAUUUCAUCUGUUCUGAGAUGAUGCAUUAUUGCCAGAGGGCACUAACUAAAAGCAUCAUUUACUCACUAAUGAAGCCAAGCCUUUUCCCAACGCCGUUGAUAAACAUAAACCCCUCGGAUUUUCCAAUAAGCUUCACUUAGAGCUUCUGGUCUGCUCUUGAUAUAUUCGUUGCAUGUUUUGAAAGUUUUGGAUUCAUUUUUGCAGUCCAUAAAGAAACGGUUACCAGCUACGCUACCACAUAAUGCUGUGUUGAGCACAAGGCGCAUAUUCCUAAACUUUGUUCCCCCACAACUGGUUGAAUCUCCUACCGUCACGCAAAGAAAAAAGAAAAAAGGGAAGUGCGUUUGUCAGGAACCGAGAGAACGCACCUCAAUUCAUCAAAGAUCAUUGAUUGAUAAAACAGUUGAAGCACCCUUACCGAUCGGAAAAUAGCCAUAGGGUAAAGACCAUUCUUCUGGAUUCGGCAUGACACGAUCCUCCUCAGCUUUCUCGCUAGCCGUUCGGAUAGCAUCAACAAGAUUUUCUGGCACCUUUGUAUGAGGCGUAAAUACCCAUGUUCGAAUGUGUCGAUAGAUGGGAUCCCACUCCAAUGCAAAGAUUCCUCCACCUUUCUCGUUGAGUGGUGCACCCAGAGAACCGCCUUUUGCAUCAAUCGCGACACAUCCUUGGUUCAACCAUUGGUGACGAUCGUACACAUAACAAUUCCUUGCUUCUCGAUAUGUCAUAUCAGGGAUUCCUGUCUUUCUAUCUGGAAUUCCAAUCGACGUGUCCCAAAUUCCAGUCAUCAAACCCAACGGGACAUCAUACAUGCUGCAUCCUUUCGUUGUGUGGAGAGCAGUUUUCGCUUCCGCUUGAAAGUUCACGCCUUCAACGAUAUCAAUUUCUCCAUUCACGGGCCAAUUCGCUUCAUCAGUCAGCCAAAACGCGGGCCAUGUUCCACAUCCUGCUGGCAUGUGACGAACAUCAAUAAUGAAUAAUCCUCUAUUGAAUCGUUUCUUACCCUCCAAUCGAACGGAUUCUCUAGGCCCAUCUACUGUCGGUGACGUCUUCAGAUACAAAAAGGGUUUCUUCUGAUUCUCGUUUGAUGUUUGUUCCUCACUUUCACCCUUUAUUUUUUGACUCCGAAAUAAAGACUCUAACACGUCAACCUCAUUUGUAAUGUUCGCGAUUGAAAGAUCCCCUGCUCUCUCUUCGUUAACAUAAGAGAUAUAUCCAUUCGAUCCCACUGAAUCUGCUCCUUCGUAAAAUGUGUAAUACCCGAAAAAGUCAUUCCCCUCCUAAAAAACAGUAUUAACAGUGGUAGCAACAACAAAUACCCGUUAACAAUAGUUAAAAAAGGAAUUUUGAAGCCAAUCAGGAAUGUUUAAAAAAAACACGCUUCAAGUUCUUACACUUAGAUCGGACCAUCACUCACCUGUCGCUCGAUCAAUUCGUAUGGACCCACCGGUUGAUUUGGAGGGACAACAAAUCCCGCACCUAUCAAAAGAGCCGCAAGAACCAAACCAAAUGCCAAAAUGCACAAACCGGUCAUGGAAAAAAAUCUAGCUCCAAAGUUUUUCGACGACACCCAAUUGAUAGAUGAAUUAGUUUCGUCGUCGGAGACUUGUUUUACCUUGAAGGAUCGCUCAUUUUCUGACAAAGUUAGUAAUGGUGUAUCCAUAUCAACAUGCAAGUGUUCAUGCAAAAUUUUGUCUUCCAACUUGUCGUCGUCAUCGUCGAUACCAAGGAGUCUCUCAGAAAGCCGAUCCGCUGCUAUCGAUUGACGACGAAUGAUAUUCGGUCCUUUUCCGCUGAGAGUUUUAAAGUGAUCAGAUCCAUCAUUUUCACUGCCGUCAUCAUCAAAGUCCUCUUCUUCCUCUCUGAUAUUUUUGGACACGAGGGGAGUGUCUUCUUUGGGGAUUUCAGAAACACCGAAGUUCUUCAUUCCUUACGAUUUAUUGCAACUCUAUUUUGAUCCGCUCGACCACAAAACAAUUUGUCCAACCGAGGAUCUCUGCGGUUUGUCUAACAGAGGAUCUCUGCGUAUGCAAUAUUUCCUACAAAAGGGGAUAUCCUUCUCUCGAUUCUCAACGUGAUAUUGCAAUCAAUAACAAACUUCUCCUAAUCCAAUACCGCAGUUUCGGAGACCUAGAGAGGUGCACAGAAUUUACCAAUAGUGAACCAAUCUGAACCCUCAACUGAUGAUCACUUCGCCUCCUCUUUCAAAAGCUGUUCAAUCCUCCUUCACUACGGACCGUGCAUUCGUACCGCACCGCACGAGACAGAAAUCUGUCAGAGUUCGAUGUCAGAAAGUCAGAGGACAGAGGAUAUUUUUUUCCACUACCGGUAACUAGCAGGUGAGUAUGGUACGUAGUCGUGCCAGUACUAAAUCCAUUCCACAGUUUAUAUUUUUCGCGCGCUAGCCAGGGUUUUUUGCAUUCUUUCGUUCCCUAACCUAGUGCUCUUACUGGUACCGCCGUAGUUCAGUCCCAGGAGAAGAAAAGAUUCGGCAUGAUAAUUUCUACUUCACUUUCCCGUACGAUGAGUAUCGCUUGAGAGCUAAAGCUCUCAAGCGCACAGUACAAAACGCUUCCCACACAAAUAACACAGACCUCAACAGAGUACAUUUUCUGGUAAGAUUUGGGUACACGCGCUGCGCGAGCUCCUCCACAGUUAUAUCACAUACUAGCUCUUACCGUAAGAAUCGAAUGGUGUCUCACAAAAAAUCUAGGUUGUUGACCAACCAUCCGAUUCAGUGCAAAUCGGCACCAGCACAACUAGGAAUUGAUUACGAUGAAUAUGGUUGCAGCAAAGGUACAAAACUUGGCAAAGAAUUUCACUAAACGCUGUAGAGUGAUCGUAUGUGGUGUUGGAGGCAGAAUGGGAGCGAUUCGAACAGGAUUGGUUUAUGCCAACCCUCGAUUUGAAUUGUGUGGAGUUUGUGAUGUAAACAUGGAAGCUGCCGACCGGAUAGCUUCCAAAUAUUCGGUAAGUAUCUCUCAUAUCGCUGGAAAGGACCACAUCAUACGACCGCAAAUACAAAGCGCAUGACUAUGCUAGUGCAUUAGCGUAGCAGAAACAAUAAUCCAUACAGCUACAAUAAUAUCAUGCAUUUCACGUUUUGUUAUAGACACGAGCAUUCGGGGAUUUUGAGGGUUUGUUGGAUGAAUUUGGUAGUAAAGAUUCUACGGCGACAUUAGAUGGACUUGUAAUUUCUACACCAACCCCUACUCACGGAGAUUUAAUCAAAAAUGCAGCAGAGAAUGGAUUAGGGAUGUUUGUCGAGAAACCCAUCGCAGAAAUUCCACAGGAGAUCGAAGAAUUGUACCAAGUUUGCGAGCAACACAAUGUGCCACUCUGCUGCGGCUUUCAACGGCGGUUUGACGAGAGCUAUGCUCGGGCAGCUAAAUCUGUGCAGCAGGGGUUGAUUGGAAAAGUGUCGAACGCACAUAUCUUCUUUGGCGACUCUCCCGGUCCUUCGUUCGAGUUUUUGCUCGAGGGAGGAAAUAUAUUCUAUGACCUAUCUUGCCACGACGUGGAUUUCAUUCGUUGGGCAUUAAACGAUGAAAUUGAAAGUGUCUACGCUUGUGGAAGUUCGUCUCGGGAAGAGUUGGCCAAGUGCAAUAUUCAAGACAACGCCACAAUGAUGAUGACAACAACCCGGGGGUGUGUCGUGACCUUGACGAUGAGUCGUCGAGCUGCGUAUGGCUACGAUCAGCGCUGCGAGAUGUUUGGAGAUUUCGGGAAAGUUAGUAUUGGCAACGAAUAUGAAACGGCAGCAAUUGUUUCUGACCAAAAUGGGGAUCAUUUGUCACGACUAAAGAAUAGCUUCGACUCGAGAUUCCACGACGCCUUCGGCAAUGAAAUGAACGCAUUUGCAGACACACUGAUGGAAAAGACGCCAUGGAUGGUGAAGAAAGAGGACGUUAUUAGUGUACAAAAAGUCGCAGCCGCUGCGAAGAAAUCACUGGAAACCAACCAAAUUAUAUACGUGGAUUAGAGAAAAUUCAAGUGGGCGCAGGCUGUUCCUCAAAACCUGGCUCGAUGCUUGCGCAGCAAGCUAACGAUAGAGUUUGCUGAAGACAACAAGACUUUGUGUCAUAUUGAACCAAUAGACCGGUUUAGCGUUUGACUGUGAAAUCAUUUGUGAAUCCUGGUUGUUGUUUCGUAUGGAGCUAUGAAGGGUAAAAGGGUAAUAGAAGUAGUUGCAAACAGAAGCGUACGGAUACGAGUACUCACUCAUACGGCAUCGUUUCAUGAUGGGACACAAACUAGACAGGGGGAUCCCCAGGGCAUUGUACGGUAAAUAGGAGGAGUCUUAAUGGGCCGUUCCCGUUAUUAUAGAAUUGCUGAACAUGCAGACUUAGCACAUUUAUUACUUUUAUAAUAACAGGAAUCAAAAUUUCAACGGAUUGACUGAGAGGAAGGCCAGCUUGAUCUCAUUCUUUUUGGGAAUUUGGAAUCUUAACAAUAGUUGGCGUGCGUGCCACUUGGUACAAAGAAAAACAUGACAUUUUC
Messenger RNA from Pseudo-nitzschia multistriata, 4623 nucleotides. The record is from the annotation of a GenBank genome assembly. Lineage: Eukaryota; Bacillariophyta; Bacillariophyceae; Bacillariales; Bacillariaceae.